AGCGUCCUCUCUCGCAAAAAAUUAGAAUUCCAAACGUCAUCAGCAGGACGUGUAUUUGAGAGAGUUUCGUUUUUUAAGAGAAAAACAAGUCGAAAAUCAUGGCAGAAGCAAUGAAACAAACUGUGGCAACGAUGCUUAAGGGAAUUGAACGUUACAACCCUGAUAAUUUGCCGACUUUGGAGCACUAUGUGGAAAUACAAUCACGCGAAAACGCCUAUGAUUUAGAGGCCAAUCUAGCCGUCCUCAAACUUUAUCAAUUUAAUCCUACUAGCUUCAAUAUUGAUAUAACAAGCCAAAUUUUGUUGAAGGCUUUGACGAAUCUUCCAAAUACAAAUUUUAUUUUGUGUAAAUGCUUAUUGAAUGAGCGACAGCUAGCGGAAGAACCCAUCAAUCAAAUUAUCUACUUGGCCGACAUUUUAGAGCAGUGCGAUUUUCAAUUGUUUUGGACCAGAAUCCACUCAAUGCCCGAAUUGACCCAACGAAUUACCGGAUUUUUAGACUCGAUACGGAAAUUUGUGUGUCACGUGGUGGGAAUUACGUAUCAGACCAUUGAAAAGUCCCAUUUGGCCGAAUUAUUGGGAGAUGUUGACGAUCUUACUUUGAAAGUUUGGGUUAAUAAGUAUGGAUGGAAGGAGCAAGGCCACUUGAUUUUCAUUGCAAAUCAAGACGAGAACAUCAAAACUAAAAAUAUUAACGAAAAAAUUGACUUUGAAAAUGUUGGAGCUAUUAUGGCUUCGUGCCGUUGACUCGUUUCUUUUGUAUUAUUAAUUUCUCAAUAAAAACUUACCUCCGA
This is a messenger RNA of Tribolium madens (black flour beetle), 793 nucleotides long. It is a transcript of the gene eIF3k, whose product is annotated as eukaryotic translation initiation factor 3 subunit K. Gene Ontology annotation, cellular component: eukaryotic translation initiation factor 3 complex; cytoplasm. Lineage: Eukaryota; Metazoa; Arthropoda; Insecta; Coleoptera; Tenebrionidae. Gene Ontology annotation, molecular function: translation initiation factor activity; ribosome binding. The transcript has 3 exons. The coding region runs from base 99 to 746 and encodes 215 amino acids. Gene Ontology annotation, biological process: regulation of translational initiation. The record is from RefSeq and is a predicted model, not a curated record.